AUGCCUAGAAAUAUGCUUGGAGAUUUUAAUACAUGUAUGGGAAAUACGAUGGGAGCGCGGAAAUAUUGGUUGGAUUGGUGGCUAGUCGAGGAGAGGUUUUCGAGGGGGUGGAAGGGGCAGAUAAUGCGCCGUUGGUGGAUGUGGGUGGAAGGAAGGGUCAUGAUGUUAUGGCUUUUAAGGAGAAGUUUGAGGGAAGGGGGGAUGGGGAGAUUGGUUUUGCUAGAUCAACCGCAUGUUUUGGAGGAGAUUGGCGAAGGUGAAUUAGGCAAAGGGGUACAGAAAUGCGGAUAUGAUUUUUUUACAGAGCAGCCUGUUAAGAACUCUAGAAUUUAUUUCUAUCACCACAUUCUCCACGACUGGUCCGACUACAAAUGUCUCGAAAUCCUCCGCGUUCUUAAGAGUGCAAUGAAACCAAACUACUCAAAACUCAUUAUCCAUGAGAUGAUCGUACCGGAAUCAGGGGCGUCAACAUAUCACGCGCUUUUGGAUUUGACAAUGAUGGCUUUUAAUGGGGGGAUCGAGAGGACGGGGAAAGAAUGGAGAGAAUUGCUUGUAAAAUCUGGGUUUGAAGUCAUGGGGACUUGGGUUCCGGAGGUGAGCUGAAGGUUUCUGUAAUGCUUUGUGUUGAGGGUGUAAUGGGUGGGAAUUUUGUUUUAUUCGGGAAAUUCUUUCAAGGUCUUUCUUUUCUUUUUUUCAUGAGUGAGUUACUGACAAUGUCAAUGGGACAAGAUGAGCCGGAUGCGGAUGGAAUCAUAGAAGCUAUUGUUAGAGAGUAGUUUCAUUCACGUGUUAUAUAGUAUAUAAAUUAUUGUAUAAAUUUCGACUAGAACUAGAUAUUGUUGUCAAUUCAUGUCUGUUGAU
Botrytis sinoallii is the source of this 861-nucleotide messenger RNA. RefSeq lists its product as uncharacterized. The record is from RefSeq and is a predicted model, not a curated record. NCBI's taxonomy places the organism in Eukaryota, Fungi, Ascomycota, Leotiomycetes, Helotiales, Sclerotiniaceae. The coding region runs from base 1 to 603 and encodes 200 amino acids. The transcript has 2 exons. Gene Ontology annotation, molecular function: O-methyltransferase activity.